Talpa occidentalis (Iberian mole) is the source of this 8119-nucleotide messenger RNA. It is a transcript of the gene SETD5, whose product is annotated as SET domain containing 5. The record is from RefSeq and is a predicted model, not a curated record. The transcript is spliced from 25 exons. The coding region runs from base 3302 to 7774 and encodes 1490 amino acids. Gene Ontology annotation, molecular function: protein binding. NCBI's taxonomy places the organism in Eukaryota, Metazoa, Chordata, Mammalia, Eulipotyphla, Talpidae.
CGUGUCCCCCUCCCGGGGGAAUUUCGGGUGGUUCGUUUUCAUGUCAUUAGUGUUUUUAGGUCACAGAGAAAAGUUCAAAGUGGUAAUUUUAGAUAUGUGGAGUCUGAGCUGGAGCCACGCAGAAGAGACAUAAUCAGAGGUUUCUGGGUCUCUCGAGAGGAGGACUCAGGCGAUUUAUUUUAUUGAAUUUUUUCCGGCUUUCUCAAGAGGAUCUGUUUUCAAAAAUUCUUGCCGGUUGUGGGGUUAAUCUAAGAUUUACCCAGACCGUCAUUUUGUAUAGAAAAAUGAAUUGUGUCCUUUGGUAGAACAUGACAUAGUCUCUGCCUGUAGCUGCAAAUUUAAAUGACUAAAGAAGACUGAAAAUCUGGCCUUUUAGGCUAAAACGUGAUCUCCACUUCAUUACGGGCUUAAUCAAAACGGUUAUUUGGAAUUUGGUGGAUGUUGAUUUUCCUAAUAAAAAAAAUCUUAGUUUUCAAACUAAAAGGGUGAGUUUAGGACUGUUUCUUUCAAAAUGCGUGAUUCCAGCCCCUGGCCCUCCCCCCCUUCCUGGCCUGGAGCAUUGCUUCCCCCCAAAAAAAAGUGUGUAAGGAGUGGGGGUGGGGUAAGGAGAAGGUUGUUCCUUGGGGUUGGAUCACAGGGUUGAGUAUACGAGGCAGCAGCAGCUGCUGGCUCUGGAGCUCUGGUUGCUACGUGAGAAGCUUGAGUAGUGCUGGCUGCUGUCUCCAGGGAAGGACAGCAGUGCAGCGUCCAUUAAUGCUGUUGGCUGCAGGGAGCUGCACUUAGGCGAUGGCUGCUUCAGGGCUAAAGAAACCUUGCUUUCCUGGGAAUAGUCGCUGCCGAGCUGGUUUACGUGUUGUUGGUAGGGGAAUGGGAAGUAGCAAUUCACAGUGUUCUACCCAUUUAUGGAUAUUAGCAUCUGGAAAACUGGAUCAUAAACACUUCUUUUUUGUUUAGUUUUGGUUUGAGGCAGAUUUUUUGUUUUUUAUCUGGGAAUUUAUGCUUAGGUGGCAUUGAAAGUUGCAUAAGAGUUUUAAUUUUUCAAUCUGUUUAAGACCAACGUAAUAAAAUUUUAAGGAUCUUCCUGAGAACCACAAUGUUGGGGAAAGUAGCAGUUCUUUCUUCUGCAGCUGACAUAUUUUCCUCCAUCUCUUUGAUCACUGAAUCAGUUUUUUGUUAGUGGUGUCUUUUUCCUUUCUUACCGUAGUGAAUAGAAAUUUUCCAGUUUACUAAAUUUGGAGUCUUAAAUUCUGAAAAAAGAACUGCCAUUUCAGAAUGAUUUCUAAAUAUAAGCCUCAGAAGUGUUUUGUUAGUUUCUGUAUUAGUAAUAGAUUUCUCCAGAGCAUUUCUCUGGCUUUUGACCUAUAAAAUUGAUUCAUUAUAUGUUUGGGAUAUAGUCUUCUGAGGUCAUAGGGAUGGAUGUAUAUUUGGCUGGCAUCCACUGGAAAUAUAGGACAGACCGGGAGAAAUAUUCAGAAAUCAAGUAAGUCCUGGUGUGGAGGAUACUCGAGCAGGCCGCCUCUGAGCCCCUUCUGUGGUCUCCCCUCCCCCAUGGCUCCUGCAUAUUUGGAAGAUCUCUGAUUAAGCAGAACAGUCUGUUGAGUGUGGAAGUACUUGCAGGAGAACCACCACCCAAAUAUACCACCAGUUACGUACAACACGUAGCAGAUGCCCAUGUGUUGUUUUCUUCCCCCCCCCCCCAGACUCUUGCAUCUUACAUAAUUUUUUCUUCAGAAUUUUGAUAUGUUCAGUUUUGUAAGUGUACAUAAAUCCCUCAAUCAUCUAUAUGUGUAGUGUGACUCUGGCGUUUGUGGCAGGGAACCAAAAAGGAAUGGAAAUGAGUUUUGUCAUUCAUAAGUGUGGCUUGCAUUGUCUCGGUGGCACGAGCAGACUAACGAAACAGCCAUUACUUUGUAAUAUUUUAGGUGGUUCUCAUUCUUAACUGGUUUCACACAUACAAGAGGCCAUGCCAGAUAAAAAUGUUUUUGCUCAUUCUGAUGGAGUUUAGAUAUAAUUAUCUUUUAGUGUAUUAUAUAACAUGAAAGUUACCUUAUAAGAUAAUUGCUUUUUCACUUGUGUUUCCUGUUUGGAACCCCUGAGUCUGAUGUAAUCAUUUGUUGAACGAUCAUAGAGGUCCUUUUUCUAGGAUUUAUUUCACCAGUAUGCUUGAAAAACGUAUCCUCUUAGGUUGUUUUGUGUCCAAGAACUUACCUGUCUAUUUCUGAACUAAUUCUGGCCUUUCUGGGGGAGAGUGACUAUGUCAUUUUUUGGUUUUGGAUGGAAAAAUCAUAAUUUAAAAAUGUACAUGUACAGGUAACUACUUUUACAUUAUCCUCUUCAUGUUGAAAUACUUUUGAAACUUUAGGCCAUAAUUAACAAGAGUGAAUGAUUACAGCAUAUACCUUCUCGGGAAAAAAUUAGAUAAUGAAUAGAAUAAAAUUUUCCUGUAAUUCCCAAGUCAAUUCUGGUGAUUUGGUGGUUUAAUUUGAAACUAAAAGGCCUAGCAAUAAAUUUCUUUCAUAAGUUGUUUCAGGUAUUGAAAGCUAAAAACUUAUACAUGGGGUAUUUUGUAUAAGACAAAACUCUGACUGCAAAAUAUGUGAGGUAAUGUAUAUUUAGUAAUAUAACUUGUGCUCCUCUGUGAUUUGAUUAAAAGCAUCCUUUCAGAGGCACUUGGGAAAUUUUCAAAAUAUGUGGUGAAAUGGCAUUUUUAACCUCACUUGAUGCAGUGGUGGAUUUCUCUUAUGAUAAAGACUUUGGGGAAGUUCAUGAAAGCAGAGAGAAUACUGUUGUUUUCUUCACUGACCAAUACCUAUUUUGUUAAAUGGUCAUCUUAGGAAAAUUGUCCUGCUGUAUAUCUUUAACUCUAAAUUGAGUUAAAGGUACCCAGUAAGUUUUGGGGCAUGAGGAGGGACUAUUAGGAAGCAUCGCUUCAGACAAUUCUCUUAUUCUGACAAAAUAUACUCACACUCUUUAUUCUUCAUGAAGGGAACGAUGAGAGAUAAUAAAGGAACAAAAAAGCUGAAUCUCAGCUUACUUUGGAAGCGCCCUCACUGAGCAAGGAAUUUGUAAUCCCAUCCUGCCUCAGUUUUUCCAACAUGCUGAUUUUGUUUCCCGAAUAACUGAGUAAGGUCUUCAGAGCUCCUGGAAGAUAACUUCUAGGACUUCAUAUUCAGAGGUCUACAAAAAGGAUUCCUCAUGUCCAUAACAUGUUGGUUGCGGCUCUGCAGCUCACCCCCACUCACAGAGUGGCCAGUCUCCAUUAAUUGGACCCCGUGAUUUCCACUCUGUUGUGUUGGACGUCAUGAGCAUUGCAAUCCCUCUGGGAGUCACCACACCAGAUACAUCCUACUCAGAUAUGGCUGCUGGAUCAGACCCUGAAUCUGUGGAGGCUAGUCCAGCAGUUAAUGAGAAGAGCGUGUAUUCCACUCAUAAUUAUGGGACCACUCAGAGGCAUGGGUGUCGAGGACUGCCUUAUGCUGAUCAUAAUUACGGAGCCCCUCCUCCUCCGACACCUCCUGCUUCUCCCCCUGUCCAGACGAUCAUCCCUCGUUCUGACCUGAAUGGCCUGCCGUCGCCCGUAGAGGAACGCUGUGGAGACAGCCCGAACUCUGAAGGAGAGACUGUUCCUACCUGGUGUCCUUGUGGUCUUUCUCAGGAUGGCUUCCUUCUCAACUGUGACAAGUGCAGGGGAAUGAGCAGGGGGAAGGUUAUUAGACUUCAUCGGCGGAAGCAGGACAACAUAUCAGGUGGGGAUAGCAGUGCAACAGAAAGCUGGGAUGAGGAGCUUUCUCCUUCCACUGUGUUGUAUACAGCAACACAGCACACACCUACAAGCAUCACCUUAACUGUUAGAAGAACCAAACCCAAGAAGCGGAAAAAGAGUCCAGAAAAGGGUCGUGCAACACCAAAGACGAAGAAAAUCAAGGCAUUUCGAGAGGGAUCCCGGAAGUCCUUGCGGAUGAAGAAUUCUCCUUCUGAAGCACAGAAUUUAGAUGAAAAUACAACUGAGGGAUGGGAAAAUCGGAUAAGACUAUGGACUGAUCAGUAUGAAGAAGCUUUCACUAACCAGUACAGUGCAGAUGUCCAGAACGCCCUUGAACAGCAUCUACACUCUAGCAAGGAAUUUGUGGGCAAACCUGCUGUUUUAGACACUAUUAAUAAGACUGAGUUGGCCUGUAAUAAUACAGUUAUUGGUUCCCAGAUGCAGCUGCAAUUGGGAAGAGUCACUCGCGUUCAGAAGCACCGGAAGAUCCUGAGGGCUGCGAGAGAUUUGGCCUUGGACACUCUUAUAAUAGAAUAUCGAGGGAAAGUCAUGUUACGACAGCAGUUUGAGGUCAAUGGGCAUUUCUUCAAAAAACCAUACCCCUUUGUGCUCUUCUACUCAAAAUUCAAUGGUGUGGAGAUGUGUGUGGAUGCACGUACUUUCGGUAAUGAUGCUCGGUUCAUCAGAAGAUCAUGUACACCAAAUGCAGAGGUGCGACACAUGAUUGCAGAUGGGAUGAUUCACCUGUGUAUCUAUGCUGUGUCUGCCAUCACUAAGGAUGCCGAGGUCACCAUAGCGUUUGAUUAUGAGUACAGUAACUGUAAUUACAAAGUGGACUGUGCGUGUCACAAGGGGAACCGGAAUUGCCCUAUACAAAAAAGGAAUCCCAAUGCUGCAGAACCACCUCUCCCUCCUCCUCCAAGUCUGCCCACCGUGGGAGCAGAGACCAGACGCAGAAAAGCACGACGGAAAGAGUUGGAGAUGGAACAGCAGAGUGAGGCUGCAGAAGAGGAUCACAGCCAGCAGCUGGAGCAAGUUCCUGAGAAAGUGACUGUAUCCAGUGACAAUGAGGAAAUAGACAAUCCAGAGGAAAAAGCGGAAGAAGAGAAGGAAGAGGUCACAGAUGACCAGGAGAACCCAGCCCAUGGCCGGAGGACUCGGGAAGACAGGAAGGUGGAAGCCAUCAUGCACGCUUUUGAAAAUUUAGAGAAAAGAAAGAAGCGACGGGAUCAGCCCUUGGAACAGAACAAUUCUGAAGUAGAGAUAACUUCCACCUCAGAGACUCCUGUGGGAGAGGAGACGAAAUCUGAGGCCCCUGGCCCUGAAGCUAGCAACCCUGUUUCAGCCAUUGCUGUCCCAAGUGCCCCCCAGAGUGUCGGAGUGAACACCCGGAGGUCUUCCCAGGCCGGGGAUGUCAGUGCAGAAAAACCUGUCCCAAAACCACCUUCAGCAAAGCCUUCUAGACCCCGACCGAAGAGUCGAAUCUCUCGGUACCGGACCAGUUCUGCCCAAAGACUCAAGCGUCAGAAGCAGGCCAGUGCACAGCAGGCAGAGUUAUCACAAGCUGCCUUGGAGGAGGGAGGAAACAACAGCUCAGUCACUCCUGUUGAAGCUGGAAAUAUAGACAGUUCAGGAGAAAACAGGCAGAUAACAGGGUCUGACCCCGCUGUCGUCUCAGUUACUGGAUCCCAUGUCAACCGUGCUGCAUCUAAAUACCCCAAAACCAAAAAGUAUCUAGUUACAGAAUGGUUGAAUGACAAAGCCGAGAAGCAAGAAUGCCCUGUCGAGUGCCCUUUACGUAUCACCACGGACCCAACUGUGCUGGCAACGACCCUGAACAUGUUGCCUGGUCUUAUCCAUUCCCCAUUAAUUUGCACCACCCCCAAACACUACAUCCGCUUCGGUUCACCCUUUAUCCCUGAGAGGCGUAGAAGGCCCCUUCUGCCUGAUGGCACAUUCAGCUCCUGUAAAAAGCGCUGGAUAAAGCAAGCCUUGGAAGAAGGUAUGACUCAAACAUCUUCCGUACCCCAAGAGACUAGAACUCAGCAACUAUACCAAAGCAAUGAGAAUAGCAGCUCUUCUAGUAUCUGCAAAGACAAUGCAGACUUACUGAGCCCGUUAAAGAAAUGGAAGUCUCGCUACCUGAUGGAGCAGAAUGUCGCCAAGCUACUGCGUCCUCUUUCUCCAGUCACACCACCCCCUCCGAAUCCAGACUCCAAGAGCCCCCAGCUGAGCACACCCGGCCCGUCUCACCCGGGUGAAGAGGAGUGUCGGAACGGAUACAGCCUCAUGUUCUCGCCAGUUGCGUCGCUUACUACUGCUAGUCGCUGCAAUACUCCGCUGCAGUUCGAGAACAUAUCCUCCCCUGAGAGUUCCCCUGCGAAUAGGCCCGAGUCCCUGUCACCCGAGCUUUGUCACCGGAAAGAUCUGGACUUGACGAAAGUCGGCUACCUUGACUCCAACACUAACAGCUGUGCUGACCGACCUUCCCUGAUCAGCUCGGGCCCUUCUGACCUGGCUCCUCACCCCUCCAUUGUGCCCACCUCUGAGACUGGCUUUCCAAGCAGGAGUGGAGAUGGACAUCAGAGCCUCAUGAGAAACUCGGACCAAGCGUUUCGGACAGAAUUCAACUUGAUGUAUGCCUACUCCCCAUUGAACGCUAUGCCUCGAGCGGACGGAUUGUAUAGAGGGUCUCCUCUCGUAGGUGAUAGGAAGCCUUUGCAUCUGGACGGGGGCUAUUGUUCCCCUGCAGAAGGGUUUCCCAGCAGAUAUGAACAUGGUUUCAUGAAAGACCUCUCUCGUGGAUCCAUGUCACCGGGCGGCGAAAGGGCUUGUGAAGGAGUUCCAUCUGCCCCCCAGAACCCACCACAGAGGAAAAAGGUGUCCCUGCUGGAGUACCGAAAACGGAAACAGGAGGCCAAGGAGAACUCCGCUGGUGGGGGCGGCGACCCUGCACAGAGCAGAAGCAAGUCUGCAGGAGCUGGGCAGGGCGGCAGCAACUCACUUUCUGACUCUGGUGCCCAUGGUGUGCAGGGAUCCUCAGCCCGAACCCCGUCUUCCCCUCACAAAAAAUUCUCCCCAUCCCAUUCCUCUAUGUCCCAUUUGGAGGCGGUAAGCCCAUCAGAUUCCAGAGGCACCUCAUCUCACUGCAGACCUCAAGAGAAUAUCAGCAGUAGGUGGAUGGUUCCCACGUCAGUAGAACGACUCCGAGAAGGAGGGAGCAUCCCCAAGGUCCUCCGAAGCAGUGUGAGAGUGGCCCAGAAAGGAGAGCCUUCUCCCACAUGGGAGAGUAACGUCGCGGAGAAAGACUCAGACCCUGCAGAUGGAGAAGGCCCAGAGACCCUGAGCUCAGCGCUCUCGAAAGGAGCAGCCGUUUACAGCCCCUCCAGAUACAGCUACCAGCUCCUGCAAUGUGAUAGUCCGAGGACAGAGUCACAGGGCCUCCUCCAGCAGAGCUCCUCCCCCUUCAGAGGCCCUCCCGCCCAGUCUCCAGGAUACAGUUACCGGACUGCUGCACUGAGGCCUGGGAACCCCCCCUCCCACAGUUCUUCAGAAUCCUCCCUCUCUUCUGCGUCCUAUUCCAGCCCUGCCCACCCUGUGUCCACAGACUCGUUGGCCCCAUUUACGGGGACCCCAGGGUAUUACAGCAGCCAGCCACAUUCUGGAAGCAACGCCGGCAGCAGCCUUCCGAGGAGGAGCUGCCCUUCUAGUGCUGCUAGCCCCACCCCGCAGGGCCCCUCAGACUCACCGACCUCAGACUCGGUUUCUCAGUCCAGCACAGGAGCUCUGAGCUCCGCCUCCUUUCCUCAGAACUCUCGGGCGUCGUUGCCGUCGGACUUACGGACUAUGAGUCUGCCCAGCGCUGGGCAGACAGCUGCCUACCAGGCCUCCAGGGUGUCCACGGUGUCCACUUCACAGCACUGCCCACACCGCGGGAGCGGGGGCGUGCACCAGUACCGACUCCAGCCGCUGCAGGGGCCCGGAGUCAAGACUCAGACAGGACUUUCCUAGGGCUUCUGGAUUUGGGCCAACAGAACUGAGUGAGCCCAUAGCUGCUUCCUUCCAGCUGCCUCUGGAACCUCGGCCGAGCAUCUUGCUGGGGAAGGGGGGCAGGGUGCCAGAGGAUGGGGUCUGGUCGACAAGAAACAAGACUUGUGGUCGCGACUGGCUCUGGCCUUGGAGAAAGAUGUAAAUCUUGUCUGAAGCAGAGACUAUAAAGAAGUUAAGGGUACAGUGACGAGAGAAUUGUUGCAGAUAGUUCAUGGUCCUAAGUGCAAUGAGUUGUGUCGACGCCUCCGUCUCCCAUCCUUGCCUGUAGCCUGUAGUCACACAUGCAGUGAGGACGUAUUUUUAAAU